Messenger RNA from Astyanax mexicanus (Mexican tetra), 4866 nucleotides. RefSeq names its product methanethiol oxidase. The record is from RefSeq and is a predicted model, not a curated record. Lineage: Eukaryota; Metazoa; Chordata; Actinopteri; Characiformes; Acestrorhamphidae. The coding region runs from base 106 to 1527 and encodes 473 amino acids. Gene Ontology annotation, molecular function: selenium binding. The transcript has 12 exons.
CAGCCCCUGUGGUCGCCUCCACACACACACACACACACACACACCCUUCUGUUCACCUCUCUCUGGAAAACUCGGUCAUUUUGGAGUCCGCUCGAGCUCAACAACAUGGCAUCAAAAUGCUCAGGAUGUGGGCCAGGAUACAAAAGCCCUCUUGAUGCUAUGAAAGGGCCUCGAGAAGAAAUUGUUUACGUGCCCUGCAUUUACCGCAACACUGAAGUCCGAAAACCUGAUUACCUGGCAACAGUAAAUGUUGAUCCUAAAUCCCCCAAUUAUUGCAAGGUGAUUCACAGGCUGCCCAUGCCCAACGUGAAUGAUGAGCUGCACCACUCAGGCUGGAAUGCUUGCAGCAGCUGUUUUGAUGACCCCUCCAAAAAGCGUAAUCGGCUCAUUUUACCAUCUCUCAUCUCCUCCCGUGUCUACGUAAUUGAUGUGGGCACAGACCCCCAUGCCCCACGAAUUCACAAGACAGUAGAACCUGUCGACAUGUUUUGGAAAUGCGACUUGGCCAAUCCUCAUACAUCUCACUGCCUGGGCAGUGGCCAAAUUAUGAUCAGUACCCUGGGUGACCCAUCAGGAAAUGGCAAAGGUGGGUUUGUGUUGCUGGAUGGUGAGACAUUUGAAUUAGUUGGCAACUGGGAGUUACCUGGUGAAGCACGACCCUUUGGCUAUGACUUCUGGUACCAACCACGCCAUAACGUCAUGAUAAGCACUGAAUGGGGAGCACCAAAAAGGCUCGCAAAUGGCUUCAAUCCUGCAGAUCUUGAAGCUGGUCAUUAUGGGCAGUGCCUCCAUGUGUGGGACUGGAACACUCACAAGCACAUCCAGACUCUGGAUCUGGGAGAAGAGGGUGCAAUACCUCUAGAGAUCCGUUUCCUGCAUGAUCCUGCAGCAGCGGAAGGCUACGUGGGCUGUGCACUGCAGGGAACAGUCUUCCGCUUCUAUAAAACUCAGAAAGGAGAUUGGGCUGCAGAGAGAGUAAUCAAGGUUCCUGUUAAAAAAGUAGAGGGGUGGAUCCUGCCUGAGAUGUCAGGUCUCAUUACUGACAUUUUAAUCUCGCUGGACGAUCGCUUCCUGUACUUCAGCAACUGGUUGCAUGGUGACGUUCGACAGUAUGACAUCACUGACAGGAGAAAUCCCCAUAUGGUGGGCCAGGUCUUUCUUGGAGGCAGUAUUCAAAAUGAUGGCCCUGUCAAGGUAUUGGAGGACUCUGAGCUGGACAGUCAACCAUCUCCAAGGAUUGUGAAGGGUAAGCGGAUAAAAGGAAGUCCACAGAUGCUGCAGCUGAGCCUGGAUGGCAAACGGCUCUACGUAACCACAUCUCUGUACAGUGCGUGGGACAAGCAGUUCUACCCUGAGCUCAUCAAGUACGGCUCAGUAAUGAUGCAGAUUGACGUUGACACAGUGAAGGGUGGCUUGAGGCUCAAUGAAAACUUCUUGGUGGAUUUUGGAGCAGAGCCUGAGGGUCCUGCACUUGCCCAUGAGGUCCGAUACCCUGGAGGCGACUGCACCUCUGACAUCUGGCUGUGAAGCAGCUGCUCACACACUUAUUCCUCUCACAUUUGCUUAUAUUACUGUCCUUUUCGUUUUCCAAUAUCAAAAGAUGACUGGUAAAAUAUGAAUUGCAGCAUUCGUUAAUGUGUACUGUGGAUUCAGUAAGUACUCAGACCCCUUAGAUUUUUGGGGGAUUUGAUUUUGAAGUAGUAUAAUUGACAUUUCAUCAGUUUACACUUAAUCUCUUCUAAUGACAAGUAUGAAUUCUUCACAUUUAAAAAAAACAGCAAAAAUUAUCCACUCCAAAAUAAAAGACAUAACAAGAUAAAUACAUGGUAUUAAAACCUAAAAUAGCAAAUAAGAGUAGAGAAAAAAAAAUUAAAUAAUUUAAAUAAUAAAACAAAGUUCCUUUCCUGUAUUAAUAGAUCUGCAACUGGUCCCCAUCAUUUUAAAAACGAAAACUGAAAAAUGAAUUUGCAAUUUUGCUGUAACAUGCCAACAUGUGGACAGGGGCAUCCUGUUUGCUUUGUUUGCUGUAAUCAUCUUUAAGGUGUGUCUAAAGCUCAAUAGAUGUCCACCCAAAGCAAUUUAUAUUGAUUGAUCAUCAAUAUAAAGUGGAAAGGCACACCCCUGAAAAGAUCCAAAAGGAUCCACAUGUUACACUGGUGUGUCAGGUGAAAUUAAAGGAACUUACAGUAGAUUUUCUUAAUGAGCUUAUAGCAAGACAUAGAUCAGGGCAAGGAUAUAAAGCAAUAUAUAAAGCUUUGAGUGUUCCCAGUCAGUAGUAGAGGCAGGCGAUAUGGCCUUAAAAUAAUAUCAUGAUAUUUCACUGUAUUUUCAUGAUAACGAUACUCUUGGCGAUAUGACAAAACAAUAAAUUCUAAAAGAAAAAAAAGGAAAUUCAAGAAUACACUACUGCAACAAAAUAAAAUUAAAAUUGCAUAAGUCAAUGAUCUAGAAUGUCAUGAUACUAAAAAUGCUCUUCAUAUAUGAAGUAAAACAAUGAUGUUGGACAGAUAUAAUCUGUCUCUACUAGAUAAAUAAUAGGAGAACAGUGUGAAUUUUUCGUUUGCUAAAAACAGCAUAAAGUAGUACCCUAAUGUGAUAAUUAGGGUUGGGUGAUGUAGCACAAUAUUUCAGGGUAUAAUUUUGUUCAUGAUAUUUAAAAUUGUUGCCGUUAUUAUUGAGUGAGGUACAACAUGGCACACCCCUAGUCCGUGGCUUCAAUAAUAAUAGUAAGGGUUUUGGACAUGUGCUAAAAAAAAUAAACUCCUUAAAAUAGGUCAUAUGGUCAGAGGUCAUAUGAAGAGAUGUGAGAACCUAAUAGAUGGACCACAUUCUCUACAAUACUCCAAAAGGCCUUUAUGGCAGAGUGGUAACACCGAAGACACUGUUGAGUAAAAGGCAUACGAAAGUCUCCUUGAAGUGAAAUUUUUGUUAAUGAACACCCAUGGGUUUUAACAAUCUAUAGCGCACUAGUUAAUUGCGCUUUGGCAUCUGGAUUUAGGGGCGUGGAUUUAGCUCCAACGGCGCAAAGGGCGUGUUUUAAUUCCCUUAAUUAUUCAUGGGUGUGUUUUGGGCGUAACGUGAAAUAAACCGAUCAGUGUGUCACUAUCCAUCCCCUUUAAGACACAGCUGCGCACUGACUUCUGUUCAUUCCUAUUUAAAGAGUGCAUAGGAAACUGCGCCGUCACGCUGUGAAGAUACACCUGCAGCUUAGGGAAGAGUAAAGUUAUUCUUUAUUCUGUUUAUUGUUUAUGUAAAAACUGGGUUUGCAACACUGAAUAUUAAUCAAGCAAUAGAUUAUUUACACUGAAGGAAAAAUGUGACAUUUUAAAAAGAUCAUACAAAUUUACAUAAAAAGGAAAUAAUUUAUAGCUUAUGAAGAAAAAACUAAUAGCAGUGAGAGUAAAGUAAAAUGAUAAGAAUGAUAAGAGAUUAUCAAAUUUAUAUCAAUAAACUAAGAACAUGGGAAUCAUUGGGGGAAAAAAUAUAUAUAAUAAAUAUAUAUAUACUAUUUGAUCAAUAAAAGGAUAAAAAUAAAUAAAAAUAAAAUAUAAACUCAUUAAAAACUCAUUUAAAACAAUCACAGGCUUUCUGCACAGAAUAAUAAAUGUUUUAGUUAGUUUCAGUUUCAAAUCAUGAAAACAGCUCACCAAAACCUCUUUAUAUUUGACAAUAUUUGACUAACUUACAGGUCCUUACUCAUUUUUAUUUAACUGAACUGAAAGAGAGCAAGAGAAAGAGAGAGAAGCACAGCGCAUUUUGCAUGAUUUCUCUUAAUUAAUUAUGUAUGUAGCUAUGUGAGUUUAAUAACAUGAAUUUUACUAUACUUGUCCGACCUUAUUUAUUAAAACGUUUUUAUUUUUUUUUAGAAGAGGUUAUUCUGCGCACAAUGCCAUGCACGCUGUGCCAAGCUCCACUUUGCGUGUCUGUGAAAUUUUAGAGCACUGGAGAAGAUUUAAAUUAAUAAAUUCAUACAUUUAAUAUUUUAAUACAUUUGCCCUGGUGAUAAGAAAUGAAUGCUGACUUAUAGCUUUAUAUUUUUGUGUAUUUCAAAUGUUUUAAGUUUUAUAUAAUUGGCGGGCAGCACCACACGCCUGGGUGACAACGUGCUUUAUUUUUCAGAUAUAAAAAUGAAGUUCAGUUAAAUAAUAGCAAAGUUAAAUAAAAUAAAUUUAUGUUCAGUCAACGUCCUUUGGGGGGAUCAAUCGCGCAAUCCGUUUUUCCACCACCAAGAUAGAAACACGCCAGAAAUUUACCUGAACACACGUAAUUUUCAGACCACCAACGCCCAUCGGCGUUAAUAUAUUCUAAAAGUCCAUUGCUAUUGUGAGGACGCUUGUGCAAGGCGUAAAAAAAUAGACUGUUGACGGGGUGUACGAUGGCAACGCGCCAUGCUACAUGCCUUGCGCGGGGUGUUAGAUAGGGCCCAUGGACAUUAAUUCAGAGAAACAUGGUGGCGGUAGCAUCAAGCUUUGCAGGUGCUUUUUAAUAUCAAAAAGGGGGGGGGAGCAUUGUUCAAAAUGCACGCAAAAUCACACUGCGACACCUUUUAACACAACAAUGAGUUGAAAUAUGCAAUCAAAGUUCUGUUAGAGUUCUUGUAGCUGUUAGUUGUGCCAGUGAUGUUUAAGGGAUAUAAAUAACAAUUAUAUUUACUCAAAAUCAAAUUCAUCGACAUCACAAAUUGAAGAAAAUGUGUCUGUAUAAUUUCUGAAUCUUCGAGCAUGAAGGGUCCAUGUUGUAAUAACCUGUUUUGCAAUAAGAAGAUGCAAAUGUAUUUUUGUAAAACUAAUUUUUUGUGUACUAAAAGAAACAACAGUUAUUACUUUUGUUAUGAACUUUUCAGUAAAUAAAAUUAAGCUACCAAAA